Dreissena polymorpha is the source of this 10548-nucleotide messenger RNA. RefSeq lists its product as uncharacterized. Gene Ontology annotation, molecular function: protein binding. Lineage: Eukaryota; Metazoa; Mollusca; Bivalvia; Myida; Dreissenidae. The record is from RefSeq and is a predicted model, not a curated record.
AUGGAUAAUGUGAAGAUCAGCAGCAUUCUAUGUGACGAGCGCUUCGACAACGCGGUGGUGCGGGUGAACAAGCAUGGCUUCCACCCACAUGUGUACUACAUCCAGAAGGGGCAGAGUGUGCUGUGGACGUGGAAAGGGGAGGAGGAGGAGGAGCACAAUAUAAUACAUGUCAAGUCACCUGACAGCGAUGAGCCCCUGAAUGUAAUUCACGGAGCAAAAUCAUUCAACAGUGGUAAACCAGUGGGCAACAACAGUUUCCUGUACACAUUUGAUGAAGACGGCUCAUACACUGUCGCCUCCCAGGGCGCACCUGGCUUCUCCUGUACCAUCGUUGUCAUGGAUGUCGGCAUGCGUGUCAAAACCCCUGACAUUGAGGGCUCAGCUAUGGGUGGCACAGUGGAACAAGGGGCUGUGAUGAGGCUGGGAUGUGACACACCUGGAGCCCGCGUAUACUACACCAUAGAUGGGUCACCUGCAGAGCUACAUAUAGAGUCUGUCAAGUUGUACGAGGCUGAGAGGGGUGUGGUCUUGUCCAAGCCUGGAUUGAGGUUCAUUCGAGCCAUCGCUGUGAAAGAGGGACGUCUUAACAGUCAUAUCUUCACUUCAAAUCGUUUCUGGGUGAUGGGUGAAGAAGAUGAGGAAACUGAGAGCACAGCCUCAUCUGAACAACCCAUGCAGAAACCAAAAUCCUCAUCUGCCCAGUGGGAGUGGUGGAACUGUAUCCCAGCCAUCAAGGCCUGCUUCACACAGCCGGGAACCAUGGAGGUGUUCUGGGAGAGACCCAGCCCGGCGCAGCGGGCCCUCAUCCGGGGCUACCAGAUCUAUCUGAAUGGCAUUAGGUACUGCGAGAUGUUCCCGCCGGAGAACACCGCCCUCUGUGUCAGUGGGAUGGCGGGAGGCCGAGUGUACGAGAUAGUGGUGGAGGUGUACGGGAAUAAGUCAGACUGCACAACACAGAAAUCCAACAAACUCAAGUUGAUGUGCCCGAUGUUGACCCCUGAUGGUGGCCCAGUUAUCUCCCUUGAGCGCACAGAGAAGCCAGACGCUCUGGCAGUGGUGUGGAUGUCUAUCUCCAACCCACCGUACCCCAUCUCUGGAUACCUCGUGUUCCUCAACGACAAGCAGUGUGGAGCUAGGCUUGUCCCAGACCCAAAGAGCAACCGUUGCAAGGUGGUGAUUGGCAGCUGUGAGCUGGAGAAACCCUACAAGGUGUAUGUGGUGGCUGUACCUCAAGAAAGUGCAAAAAGGGACACAGAAGAGGUGUUGAUGUCCAACACACUGGAAGUCAGUCUGCCCCUCAACACCUCAGAGAUACAACUUCCUGUGAAAGAGGCACGAUUUGACGAGGCUGAGCUAUAUUUAGAAUACCUGGACAUCAGCCAGGGGUCUGGAUACCUGCCCGCCAUGGACACAUCCAGCAGGCUCAAUGAAUCUCGUAUCUCACACAUACUAAACGAGACCCAGCACUCUCAGUCUUCACUGCAUAUUCACGCCCCAAAACACCGCAAAUGCACUCCUUCGCCUGAUGAGUACUCCCACAGAUCACGUCAAUCACUGAAAACUCCGCCUGUUGUGUGGGAGUCUUCUGCUAAGGGAAGGCAAACUCCACCCAGUCAGGGGCAAGGUAGAUCACUCCUGCUUGCCAAGGAGUCCCGCCCUCCCCCUGUCAUGUAUGAUGCAUCUGGUUUAGAUGAGCAAAGACAGAGGGCACCACCAGAGCAGUCACUGGAGCAGCAGAGAUACAAAGCGGAUUUAAAACGUGGCCAAGUGCAUUCUAGAAGAAUAAACUUCAUUGGAUACGCAAAGGACCAGAGUAUUAUGACGGAUGACAACGAGAAAUCCACCCAGACGUUUACACAAUCACAGAAAAAGCGCUUCGAACCGGCUUUGAACCACGACUUCAUUCCGCCAAGCCUCCAGGAAAAAGGCAUAUCGCCACGACGACGUAGGGGCUCAAUAGAAGACGAAACUGAAUCCGAGACUGAGACAGAGUCCGAGACAGCAACCGAGUCUGAGACUGAAACUGAUGACCGCCACAGCAGCAUGGUCGUCAUGGAUGCUCAGAAACCACUGGCUCCUCAUUUGACAAAAAAGGCAAAAGAAAAGACUCCAAGGACCCCAAAGAGCAGUCAAAGAGAAUUUGAGACUCCGAGAGGUAAAGGUAUGCGUGUUAUACAUGAAGGUCGUGGUGAUGUGGAGGUGGAAGGUGACAGCGAGUCAAGCGAGACUGAGACAGACUCGAGUCCUUCCCCACGAGAGACUCUUGAUAGACCCAGGAGGAAACGUCCAACCAUGGCGAUCAUUGAGGUACAGGAUGCAGUAGAGUUGGAUGCCCGAAAAAAUGAGGAAUCAAUGGAGGAGGAGCGACAGGUGGCUGUGCCUGCCAUGACCAGAGAGAGUCUGAGGCGAAUUGGCGAGGGAGAGUUCAUCACAAGCGAGGGUGAGAGUGACCUCCCAGCUCCCUCCAUCAUGGUUGAGAGCCACGGGAAGACUGGCCUGCGCGUGCAGUGGUCGCUACCCCGGAGACCCGACCCUGUGUAUGAUCUGUUGCUGUAUGUGGUCAACGUGGUCGGCACGAGAUUCCAGAGUAGCAUCAACAGCCACAUCAGUUUUGAGUGUAACCUGGUAGAGAAGGACAAGCAGGUGCGCGGUGUUCAGCAUUGCUGGAACAUGCAGAAAGGCAGUAACAAGCUUACUGUCAACGGCCUUGUACCUGGCCUCACCUACAGACUGUUUGUGAUUGCCAACUACACUCUGACCAAAGAUCAGAGCAAGGAUCAGCCGCUGUGUGAGAUACAGACCAUGUCCUCGGUCAUCUACUACACAACUGUGGGGCCUCUGCAAGCCCCCAAGAUACGUGUGGUCAGCGUAGACAUGCAUCAGGCCCUUCUAGAAUGGGAGCCUCCAACAAAAAUGCAUGAAAAUCUGACCUUAAAGGGUUACCAGAUCUACGUGGACAACAAACCCCUCGGGAAUCUCCGUAACAAGGACACGCGUCAGAUGCUGAUCAACAACAUGGUGCCCGGGAAGACACUCAGUGUGUACGUGGUGGCCGUGACCCGUCAGGCAACCCUAGAGAGCAACCCCUCACGUGUGGUACACAUCACCUGUCCCCGACAACCGCCCAAUAUCGUGGUGGCUCAGCAGCCCUCAUAUCGGCAGGGAACAGUGCUGAUUUCUUGGGAACGCCCGAAAGGUCAUACAUUUGCAACGAAUGAAGAGGAUAUCUCAUUAUAUGGUGUGUAUGUUGAUGGUAAAUGGUAUGGAGAGGUGAAGUCCAACAGUCUGGGCAACAAACAAGGCUACCAAUUCAUUCUGAAUGACCUUAACCCUGAGCAGAGUUAUGACAUCAGUGUUAAGGCGAUUGCGGGCUACAAGCGGGUUGAUCCAGACGCCCAGCAUGUGUUCUGUCUGAGUGAGGGACCGAUGUCAAACGUGAUCAAUGUGAUGGCCCCUGCAGCCCCUAAAUCUCCCACUCUGCGCUUGGAGAGGCUGACCCCUGAGGGGAUUGACGUGACCUGGCAGGUUCCCCAACAACAUGGCGAUGCCACCAUAUCUGGUUACCAGAUGUUGAAGAAUGGUCGUCUGUAUGGAUCCAUCAUCCCGCCAGAGGUGAACUCUCUCAGUAUCCGAGACAUCUCCCUCGGCGACAAGGUCACCCUGCAGCUGAUUGCCCUCACUGAACAUCCUGUGGGCAAGAUUGACCGCCGGACUGAACAGCUUCAGAAGGAGGCUGACCAGGAGCCCUCGGCACGAGGCAUAAAUAAAGACACACAAAAACUGUUCAUGUACACGGGUGAUGUAAAAUCAAGAGAUAUAUCUGAAAUCAAACCACACACAAGUGAAGCCUUUGCUCAAACUGGCGAUGCUGAAGAUUCUGACAAGAUAGACGUGUUUGUGGGUGAGAGGUAUGCGGGAUGUCGCCCAGGCGCCAAGCUGGUGGUUCAUUACACGGGGCUUGUGUGUCCCCCCUCCCAGGUCUGGUGUGAACGCGUUACCGGACACUCGGCCUUGAUUGUCUGGAACAAAGAUGAUGGUCCCAAGAGCCAUUUUAUCCGCCCUGAGAGUUACCAUGUGACCUGGUGGCCAGGAGACAAGCCUGAAGAGGACAUCAACAGUGAUAGCACCACUGAGGACCACCUACUGAUCACCAACCUGCGGCCUGCCACCACCUACAAUGUGGUUGUAGAGGCCAGAAAGAUGGAGAAAUACAAAGAUAUUGAUGAAGGUGAGAAGACAGUAGGCAGGGAGACGGUGUGUGCGUUUAUUCUGACGGCCAAGUCAGACAACCUGAUAGUGAGGACAGCCCGUCCACCGACUGCCCCAUCCAACAUUGGGGUCAUCUCUACCACCUGCUCGGCCAUCAAGAUAGCCUGGGACCCUCCCAGUGAACAGGGGGUGGAUGUGAUUGGUAUUCGUGUGGACGCUGUCUCACUCAACACCAAUGACCCGCACCAUUUGACAGUGGAUGUGAUACCUGACGCCACCACGGCAGUCAUCGAAGGCUUGCGGGAGAAGACAGACUACAUGAUCCGCAUCACUGCAAUCACCGACGAGUACUUUGACAGACUUCCUGACAAACAUCGCCUUAAACAGAUCCGAACCAUUCCAAAAGAUACCAUUUUACCUGCUGAUGAUUCACCCUGGUUGCCAAACUCCAGUAUUUUAGUGAAGACGUCUGGGACUGAACCCCCGGCAGCACUGAAGGUCAUCAAGUCGUCCAUGUCGUCUUUGAAACUGAUGUGGACACCACCCAUUGUGUACGGGUCAAACAAACUGCAGGGGGUUAUUGUACGCUGGGCAGACGUGAAGUACAACAAGCGGACAGACAUGGAUGACUGUGUUGUCGCUAGUCAUGUGAACCUGCUUCCAACAGAUGACACCCUCACCAUUGAUGAUCUAACACCAGGCAACCAGUAUAAGAUCAUUGUUGAGGCGGUCGUAAGUGUGAAAACUUCACUGGAAAAGGACGAUAAGGAUUCGAAUGUGGAGAAAAAUCGUAGAACUGCGCACAUCAUGUCUCGUCCGCUGUAUGCCCGCACGCGUGCACCCACUGAGCCACCAGUCUUGUUGCUGACUGGUUACACACAAACCACUGCCCAGCUAUACUGGGAAAAACCGUUACUGAUGUCUGUGGUUGGAAAAGAUUCAGAGGGGAAACCAAAAUAUCUACGCAGGUACCUUGAGGGAUACAAGCUUGAGAUAAACGGCAAGACGUACUGCCAUCUGGGACCUGCCUCCCAGAGUUGUCAGCUGACCAAGUGUCGCCCUGGGAAACCCUACCAUGUCAUCCUCGUGGCCUUGACCUGCACAGAACAGGGCAAGAAGGAACGCAAACGCAAGUACAAGGGAGCAUAUAAGAACACCAACCCCCUGGAUACAGACUACAGUCUGCUGCUAGAUGACGAAGAUAAUCUUGAUGCCUCGCCUUCGGACACCCUUGAAAUCACUCUACCUAACAACAUGGACGGUUACCUGCAUUCUUUGGAUGCAUUUUUCUCACACAACGAGGACCGUGACAACAAGACGUUCGGCGAUGUUACGGCUCAGUGGACUACCCAGGGAGGAGAGAAGUCUCUACUUAAGCAGUACAACAUCAUCUGGUACUCGCAUGACGACCGUGUGGUCCAGACGAAAUACGUCAGCCCGGACUACAGCAAGUCUACCAUUCCUGUGACAAGACUGAAGUCUAUCUACGACAUUGUGGUGGAGCCAGCCUACUUCACAGACACCCUGCCCCAGCAGCCCCAGAACAUCCAGGUGAUGAUCCCUGGUCCCCCGGAUCCCCCGGAGAUCUUCCUGCGCUCCUCCACCCCGGACGAGUUUGUCAUUGAGUGGGGAGAGCCUCGGCUGUACGGGGGUGUGAGGGUGAGGGGGUACCAGGUGUACCUCAAUGACAAGAAGGCAGGCAAUGAGCUCAGCAACACACAUAGAAAGGCUGUAAUUCCCUGCAGACCUAACAGACACUACCGGGUGAACCUGGUGGCACUGAGUGCUAACCCAGAGUACUCGGACUCGGGGAAGUCCAACACGCUGUCCAUCAAUACGUCACUACACUCGCCCCGGGAGGGGGAGGCCCUUGAAGACAUGACCCUCACAGACGACCUUGAUAUCCCAGUCAAGGUCACAAAGCUCACAGAAACCUCGAUUCACCUGGACUGGGGUCACUUCCUGGAGACAGAAGGGGUUGGCUGUUAUAAGAUACAGUGGAGCAGUAUUGCACAACCUGCGGAACGUGAGGUUCGUCUGUCAAACAAGGACUCCAACUGCGUGAUCAACAAGUGUCUGCCUGGCACGACCCACUUCCUGCGUCUGCUGGCGCUAGACGGGGAGGGACAGGUCAAGGACAGGUCCAAGCAGCUCACCGUGCAGACGUCUGCACCACCUGACCCACCCAGCCUGGCUCUCAGGGCGUGCAACUUCCGCUACAUAGCAGUCCAAUGGGACAAGCCGAAUACUUACGGUGAUGCACUGAUCACAGGUUACAAAGUGUACGUGAACGGCAUAGUGGAGUCUCUCCUCAAUGCGGACCAGCUUAGUUACACAUUCACCCAUGGCAAGUGGUGUCAGGAGUACUCAUUCCAAGUCCAGGCAUUGACUGCAUCUGACAAGAUGAACAGCAAGCCGUCAGAGCCGCUGGUUGUGGAGUGGCCUGGCGCCAGGGCCCCGGCGCUGCACCGCCUGCCCACACACACCAGUGCCAACCUACGUGUAGGCUGGGAGGACCCGUACCUUACUGAGGGAGUCAAGAUCAAACACUUCAGGGUGUGUUGUACGGAGGAGGACACCGAGAAGCUGGUGACGAGUAUCGGCCCGGUACACCCAGACACACGUGAGGCUGAAUUUAAACACAUCAAGAAGGGCAGCUACAACAUCUACCUAGAAGUGCAUCUGUACAACACCAGUGAGGUCAUCUGCUCUGACUACAUCCGUCUGCAGCCGACCCCUGCACCUGAUGCACCCAGAAUUGCCGCGACUGUUGUUGGAUUUGACGAGCGUAGACAGAUUGAGAAAAUAACUUGUGACCUCGUGAACAAACGUGACAGAUUGAUCCGUGAGGUGGGUCACAAGUUGAAGCAGAUUGGUGCGCUGACUCACCCAAUGCGUGCCGAGAAGGACCGUGCCGUCAUUGAGGCGGCGCACACACUGACCCGUGUCGAGGAAGUGUUGGAGGACUGCUUCACGGCCAUGGACAACUACACAGGUCAGCUCAUAGCGCAUGUGAGCUGGCAGUGUCCGCAGUCGAACCCUGAUAUAGAGCUUUCUGGAUACAACGUGCUCAUUGAUGGCAAACAGUAUGGGAACCCCAUGCACGAAGGAGUGAAAACUGUUAGAAUCAAGCUGGGUACAGAGCAGCCCAUCUACAAGCUGACUAUGGUAGCACUGACUGAUAAGCCCUCGGCUGCCAGUGAGGAAUCCAACUGCAUCGACCUUCUCUCCGAGGCCUUCAGACCUUUCUCCUUCUACUGCUAUCACAGCAUACACAGCAUUGGCAAACUUUACCCAGACCAGGGCUGCUGUAAGUACCAGGACUCCAUCGCGUACGAGAGACAGUUGGCCAAGAAGCUGGCCAAUCAGGGGCUGCUCAAGAAGCAUGUGCCCCCGCCCUCAUGUAGCCUCUUGGACGUGUUUGAGGGCGAGUACAAGCCCCUCCUGCAGGGAACAAGUCGCCUUUUCCCUACGGCUAUAUUCUUCUGGACUCCAUGGUGUCUGCCGUCCCAGAAAAUCAUGAGUUACUACGCAAAAUUUGCCAGAGAAACAAAUAAGGAGUUCAACUUCAUUGCGGUUGCAUGUAACCUCUCUGGCACGGUGGUGAAUAACCGCAAGGACCUGAUCCACAUGAUCACGGCUAAUGGGUGGAGGGAGGACGGGUCUAUAUGGCACGCUACCAGCCAGUGCGCGUCCUCCAUCUAUGAGGCCUCCAAUCAUAUCUGGAAGAACACCACUGGGGGUAUCCAGCGAGAUGCCAACGUUGAGACGGAGAGUAAUGUAGACCUGACCGACCUGCUCGGCAUUGCGGGAGUGCCUACCUUCCUCUUCAUUCACCAGGAAGGGUACAUUGCCUGGCACGGUCGCUAUGCUGCCUAUGACUACAGCUCAUUUGCUGCUUUCAUGAGACACACAUUUAGUGAGGUCACCGCUGUGCCGUGUCCAGUCUUCAAGUGCGACUCGUGCAAAAAUGACACGGAGAUCGAUGAUAAUGCUAUCGAAACAGUGCUGGGUUUCAUCACCACCCAGACACCCUUCAAGCACAUUCAGAUCAAACCGAGGCCCCAGUCUGCGAGAUCAGACGAGGAACCUUCCAUCUUCCUGAAGCGUAAACCCAAGCACCGCAGACACAAAGGGAAGAUAACUGUGAACCAGCGCCCUUACUCGGCCCACUCCACAACCUAUGCGUACUUGCUGAAGAGCCCGUACAUGGAGAGGCAGACACCAUCACCCAAGACCCACAAAGUGCUCAUGAGACCAGCCAGCAGCAAGAAUGUCCAGGUCGCCUACGAGACCUUGUGAUGGAUCAACAACCAGAUAUAAACUAUACAGAUAAAAGUCAUGUUCAGUUUACAAGGACAAUAAAUCAUAGGCAAUAAUGUUUAUUUCAAGAUCCCCCAAAAAUGUAACAAUAAAUAAUGACCAUCUUGAGGACAAAAUAUUAAACAAAUAUUGUGAAGAUGUUGUGGUCUGCUUUAUUGUAUAAUAUGAAUUAAUCCUAAAAUUGUUAAUGGGCAAAUAGAAAACAUUUUGGUGAUAUAGACCUGACCAUCUUCAGUCCUGUGAUUUUUAUUUUGGUUUACAUAUUGAGAUAAAAGAAUCUUUUAAUAUUACCAGUGUUAUGUUCAUAUAAACGUUUUACUGUGAUAAUUGUAUAUAAUUUGAAUAGUUGUCUCAUUUAACUGUUUUACUUUAUUACAUAUCUUGCAUGUUCUGAAAUCAACAUUGCCACUGAUAGGACCAGUAAAUGUGGUUCUAUACAACCACUGAGAUCAAAACAAAAGACAUUUGUAUUAUUUGUUUUUGAUGUUUUUAGUAAUAUGUCUGUUAUACAUGUAUUUUACAAUUAAAUGAUUUGUGUGGUAUGUAUUAUACUUGAGAGGAAAUUGAAGUAGUGAUCGGGUACGAGGGAUUUAUUUUCUGGUUUAAUUUGCUGUUAUGUAAGUCAUUUAUUACAUUUUGAGCUGCCUUUAAAAAGCAUACAACUAAUGUAAUCUGUCGGACACACAGUUUCUUUUGGUUUUGACAAUAGUAAUUAAAUUAUCAAAUAUUUAUUUACAUUUAUGUAAUCGUCUUUGUCUAUUUGUAAUGACAUUUUUGUACUAAACUGUGAUACAUUGUGUUAGUCGUUUUCUGCAUUGCAUUUAUAUUUUGUUACUAUAUUUUUUUAAUGUUAGAAUACUUGGUGAUAUAAAUCAAAACCAUUAUUUUUUGUUUUACCAGACUUGCCUGCAACGAUGGUGUGUUGUAUUAUACAUGUAUUAUUUUAUUGAUGUUUUUAAUCAUACUGUAACUAUCAUGAAGGUGUAUUGUUAUUCCACUUGUCAAGAAUUCAGCUGUAAACAUCAGCAUCCGGUUGAUCUGUUACGCUGCUAUAGCGUUUCAUUUGUUACACUGCUAUAGCGUUUCAUUUGUUACACUGCUAUAGCGUUUCAUUUGUUAUGCUGCUAUAGCGUUUGAUUUGUUACGCUGUUAUAGCGUUUAAUUUGUUACGCUGCUAUAGGGUUUGAUUUGUUAUGCUAAUUUAGAGUUGGGUUUAUCUAUUACGCUGAUGCUAAAAUGUCAAGCUCAACUUUGGCUUUGAAUAUUCAUUGCCAAGAAGUUUUAUUUUAAAGACCGAAAGAUUUUCAUCUUACUUUUUUGUUUUCAAUUUAUGUUGACUUGUUUAUCAUGUUUGGCUUGGGUAGAAUAUUCAGUCCACCUAACCUUUAUAUUUUUUCUAUCGAGUAGUUGGGUUGAUGUGUCCUAGAUUUUAUUAGAAGUGACAUUUGUGUAACAAUUACCAAUUUUAUUAACUAGAAAACUUUUUAGAUUCAUUCACACAUAAACUCAAAUACAAAACUUAUUUUAUUUUGUGCAUUUGGAAUUAAAAUAAAAAAGUUUGACAGUUGUUUUCCAUCAGAUUUGUUUUGUUCUUCAUCAAAAGGACAGAGUAUUUGAUUGUCCCAUCACAUUCAUUAUUUUUAACACUAUAAUUUUGUGAAUUGAAUGUUCCAAGGUGUCAUCAGCCCAUAUUUAAAGAAGGCUCAUAAGUUAUAUGGCUUCAUGGUACCGAAAAGAUUUUUUUAUAUUUGUGGGAUUACAAGUUUCAAGCGCUGUUUCUUGCUAGAAGACAGUACAAGAUUAGCUAGAAAAGGUGUUUUGUUUACAUGGCUUGUCAUUUAGUUGUUUCCCUUGUUUACAUGGCUUGUCAUUUAGUUGUUUCCCUUUAUUACAUGUCUUGUCAAUUAGUUUUUUUACAAGUACAUGGUUUGUCACUUAGUUUUUCAUGUGAUGUUUUUCAUGUCUAGGAGUUAAUAAUUCUACUAAAUUGUAAUAAAAAUAGAAGUAUAGACAAAA